GAGUGAACAAAUAAGCGCGCCAAAUUCGCAUCCUAAUUCUCUUCUGCUGCCAACACGCAACACCCUCCUAAUUUCGUGUUAUUUUUUCUCUCUCUUCAACUUCCCCUCGCUCUCUCUCUCUGGUGCCUCUGAUGAUUUCCAAACUGUGCAAACACAAUUUCAUGUCAUUUCCCCCACAAAAAUAUGUGCUCAGAUUUCCGCUGUUGAUUCACCGUGAAUUUCAUGUGGAUCAGUACUGAUUUCUCCUUUCUAAUCGUCUCAGAAUUUAUCAGCCAAUCAAAGAGCCAGGGAAAAAGGAAAAUCAUUUCGCUUUUUUGGGGGGUGGAAGGGGAAAAUUUAGAGAUCAAGUUUAGCAUUGUGUUUUGAAUUUCGUUAAUGAUUGGGCACGAAAGAUCAGUGCAGUGGCAUCAUCUAUGAAGACUAUGCGGACGAAAAGUAGGUUUUUUGGGUGGAUACCUGAGAUUUGUUUCAGAUGGAAUGGCAGAUCUUGCUAGUUAUGGCAACCCUGAUCGCGACAUUGACCUGGCACUGAUAGCUUUGAAGAAAGGAACACAAUUAAUCAAGUACAGCAGGAAAGGGAAGCCUAAAUUUUGUACAUUCAGACUUUCUCCUGACGAAACAACACUAAUUUGGUAUUCUCAUGGAGCAGAAAGGCAUCUAACGUUAUCUUCUGUUACACGGAUUAUUCCCGGACAGAGAACCCCAGUUUUUAGAAGAUUUUUGCGCCCAGAGAAGGAUUACCUGUCAUUUUCUCUGAUCUAUAAUAACGGAGAUCGAUCUCUCGAUUUGAUCUGCAAGGACAAAGUUGAAUCUGAGGUGUGGCUUGCUGGCCUGAAGGCUUUAACAUCGACCGGCCAAUUACACGGCACGGGCGACACCACCCCGCCAGAACCCCGGCCUUUCGCAGCAACACUAGAGUUCACGUCCAGCAUCCCGCGUGGCAGGUUCAGCACCGACUCCAACUCUUUCGCCGCUUCAAGCUCACAUGCAGCCUCGGGGCCCACGUCCCCAAACAUGCAGCUCAGAACAAGUGGUGCCGAUGGCUUCCGCAUCAGCGUUUCGAGCACGCCCAGCUGCUCGAGCCAGGGCUCCGGCCCCGACGACAUAGAGUCCCUCGGCGACGUCUACCUCUGGGGCGAGAUCUGGUCCGACGCCGUCCCCGCCAAGGCCGACGUCCUCACCCCCCGCUCCCUCGAGACCAACAUCGUCCUCGACGUCCACCAGAUCGCCUGCGGUGUCCGCCACAUCGCCCUCGUCACUCGCCAAGGUGAGGUCUUCACUUGGGGCGAAGAGUCGGGCGGGCGCUUGGGCCAUGGAGUCGAGCGCGACUUCACCCGACCCCGCCUCGUCGACUCCCUGGCCGUCACCAACGUCGAGUCCGUCUCAUGCGGUGAGUUCCACACCUGCGCGCUCUCCUCGUCCGGCGACCUCUACACGUGGGGCGACGGGACCCACAACGUCGGCCUCCUCGGCCAUGGCAACGACGUCAGUCACUGGAUCCCAAAGCGCGUCUCCGGAGCCCUCGAGGGCCUCCAGGUCCUCUCGGUGGCGUGCGGCACCUGGCACUCGGCCCUCGCCACCUCGUCCGGGAAGCUCUUCACGUUCGGGGACGGGAUGUUCGGCGCCCUCGGCCACGGGGACCGCGAGAGCGUCACCUACCCCAAGGAGGUCCACUCUCUGAGCGGCCUCAAGACGGUGGCCGUCUCAUGCGGCGUCUGGCACACGGCCGCCAUCAUCGAGGUGUCUGGCGCGGCGGGCCCCAGCGCGGUGGCCGCCUCGCGGAAGCUCUUCACGUGGGGGGACGGGGACAAGUACCGGCUCGGGCACGGGAGCAAGGAGACGUACCUCCUCCCGACGUGCGUGUCGGGCCUCAUCGACUACAACAUCCAGCAGAUCUCGUGCGGCGCCAACAUGACGGUCGCGCUCACAAACUCGGGCCACGUCUUCACGAUGGGCAGCAACGCCCACGGCCAGCUCGGGAACCCGCAGGCGGAGGGGAAGUCGCCCGUCCUCGUCCAGGACCGGCUCGUGGGGGAGUUUGUCGAGCAGAUCUCGUGCGGGUCCCACCACGUGGCCGUCCUGACGCUGCGUAGCGAGGUCUUCACGUGGGGCCGAGGGGCCAACGGGCGGCUGGGCCACGGGGACGCGGAGGACCGGGGCUCCCCCACGCCGGUCGAGGCCCUCAAGGACCGGCACGUGCGCAACAUUGCGUGCGGGUCGAACUACACGGCAUGCAUAUGCAUCCACAAGUGGGUGUCGGGGGCCGACCAGUCUGUCUGCACCGCGUGCAGGCAGGCUUUCGGGUUCACGAGGAAGAGGCACAACUGCUACAACUGCGGGCUCGUCCACUGCCACGCGUGCAGCUCGAAGAAGGCGAUGAAGGCGGCACUUGCCCCGAUGCCGGGUAAGCCGCACAGGGUUUGCGAUGCUUGCUACCUGAAGCUGAAGAAGGCGGCCGAAGCUGGGAGCCAGCUGGCCAUAAACAGGAGGCAGUCGGUCCACCGCGGCUCGGUGGAUUUCAGCAAUCGGCACGAACGGCCCGAAGUGAGGGGCUCGCGGGUGCUGCUGUCACCUACGGUGGAGCCAGUUAAGUAUCUUGAGAUCAAGUCAGGGGUGGCAGGGGGCAGGUCAGAUGACUACUCUAUUGUCCGGGCCUCGCAAGUGCCAUCCUUGUUGCAGCUGAAGGACAUUGCUUUCCCGAGUUCACUUAGCGCACUGCAGUAUGCUCUGAAGCCCGUGAUCACGUCUGGUCCACAACAGUUGCAGCAGCCCACGACAGCGUACCAGUCGAGCUCAAGGCCCGCGUCACCCUACUCGAGGAAGCCUAGCCCACCACGCUCGGCGGCCCCUGUUUUCUCGAGGGGCAUCAAGAAUUUGAAACAAAAGAGUGAAGCUCAAGAUGUGGAAAUUCACAAGUUGAAGGAAACUGCUGACGCAGCAAACGAGUUGGCUGCAGAUAGAUCUUCCGUGUGCGUUAGAGCUAUGCGAGCUGUCAAGACCAUCAAGGAUCAAUUGAAGGAAAUUACGGACAAAAUACCUCCCGAGAUAUCAGAGAGUGAGUCUUUCAAGAACAUGCAAGCCCAAGUCGAGUCACUUCUCGACAAAAUCGAGCCCCAAGCACUUGAUGAUAAUCCCACUUUGCCUCCAGAACCAUUACCUGACCAACAGCAUAACCAUUCGUCAGCGUGUGAAGCAAAUCACAGAGAAGAUCACAGAACAGAAGAUAGUAAUGCCAAUGGGACUCAACAGGAAACAGGUGAUGCAUCCGUCUCUCAAACACAAGGUACAAGUCAAUCAAGCACGGAAAAUGGGUCAGGAACAGGACAAAGGGAAGUUAUCGAGCAAUUUGAGCCAGGUGUUUAUGUGACGGUCAUUCAACUGGCCAAUGGCACCAAGCUCUUCAAGCGGGUUAGAUUCAGUAAGCGAAGGUUCGACGAGCAUCAGGCAGAAGAAUGGUGGAAAGAAAAUAAGGACAGGCUACUGAGAAGGUACAGUCUAGCUAGACCAACUAAGGCAUCAUCUGCAGAAUCAGCCGCAAAUGAAGAUAGCCAAUCCACAUAGGAAAACAGAGAUAACGAAUGAGACAAAAAGUUUUUCAUAGGAUGAAUGUACAUUUGAUUCAUUAGUCUGGAUAGAGAGAUAAAGCUUAGCGGGGUAUUUAUAGUUGAAAAGGCUGCCAUAUAGAAUGUUGAAUCUCGAAGCCAUNUCUU
Striga asiatica is the source of this 3710-nucleotide messenger RNA. The record is from the annotation of a GenBank genome assembly. NCBI's taxonomy places the organism in Eukaryota, Viridiplantae, Streptophyta, Magnoliopsida, Lamiales, Orobanchaceae.